AUGGCUGACGUAGAAGAUCUUACCAAUCUCGCUAAACCAACUUCAGAUGCAACUUUGACAGUGCGUUGCAUCAAGAACUUUGAAUAUCGUACCUGCAAAAACCUUGUGCUUCAACAUGUCAACUUGGAAACAAGCACAGUGGGCGACUUAAAAAAGUUAGUUUUAGAAAAAAUCCACUCACAACCUGGAUGGAAGCCUUAUUUGAACGUUAAAUUUGAUACCCUCAAGGUUUAUACAGUUGCUCAUGGUCAUAAGACUAUGAAUCUGAUCAUCAAUGUCGAAGACGAUGACAAGCUAAUCCUCGCUGAUGAAGAUGCCGUUUUAGCAUGGCAAGGUCUUGAAAAUGAAACCGAAUUGUCCUUUUUCAACAUGGCAGACUACCAAGAGUUUAAGACCCACCCUGAUACUAUGAAAUGGUAG
Molecule: messenger RNA, 420 nt
Organism: Mucor velutinosus
Lineage: Eukaryota; Fungi; Mucoromycota; Mucoromycetes; Mucorales; Mucoraceae
Product: 60S ribosomal protein L12
Exons: 5
Coding region: 1-420 (139 amino acids)
Source: RefSeq, a predicted model, not a curated record